UUUCCCCCUCCACGCAACCCAAAAAAGCCCCCCAUACAAAAAUAAAGUACGACACACUGAGUAAGUCGACAACUACCACACUCACCACAUUCAAAACUGCAUCAACAUGCCGAAGGAAAAAGCUUCCCGCAAAACUAAGCCUCGCAGUAUCGAAAAGAAGAAGAAAGACCCCAAUGCUCCCAAGCGUGGUCUCUCCGCCUACAUGUUCUUCGCCAACGAGCAGCGCGAAAACGUCCGGGAGGAAAACCCCGGUAUUUCUUUCGGCCAAGUUGGUAAAGUCCUCGGAGAGAGAUGGAAGGCCUUGAACGAGAAGCAGCGUGCGCCCUACGAGGCUAAAGCUGCUGCCGACAAGAAGCGUUACGAGGACGAGAAGGCGAGCUACAAUGCACAGGAUGAGGAUGACGAGUCUUCCUAAGUGGUAGGCAGGCAGGGGGCUUCGGGCAUGAAAAUGAAACAGCAAUUAAAUCGACGUUUUAAAGGGAGAUCGUGGCCGGCUUUUUUUUGUUUUCUUCCCUGCUGGCUCCUGUGAUCUGUCUCUGUACUCUUUGUUUGAUUCUCUCAUUGUUGCUUUCAACUAAUUGUUGUUUGUCGACGAUGAUGAUGAUGAUGAUGAUGCUGCUGCUGCUGCUACUGCUGUUCUCUUGUGACGGUUCUAUAUCGGUUGAUCCAAUGGCUUUUCUUUGCUUUCUCCCCAUUCAUCCUUUUCUUAUUAUUUAUAGUUGUGCCUUUUGCCUGGGAAUGGGAAACGGGAAUGAUGGUGCGGGUUGUCAAUUGUGGCUCCUUUCUUUUUGUUACUUGCUUUUAUUUCCUUUUUCCCUUGUUCUUUUCUCCUUUUUUUCGCCCUUUUGUUUUCCUUUACUUAAAAAUAUUCCAUAUGAUGGCUCUUGCUGUUUCUGCUGUUAUUUUAUGUUAACUCUAAUGAAAGGGUUUUAUCGGGUUCUUAAUUGUAAUUCUCUUUUUUAUA
Messenger RNA from Histoplasma capsulatum G186AR, 964 nucleotides. Its product is annotated as non-histone chromosomal protein 6. Bases 107 to 415 code for a protein of 102 amino acids. The transcript has 5 exons. Lineage: Eukaryota; Fungi; Ascomycota; Eurotiomycetes; Onygenales; Ajellomycetaceae. The record is from RefSeq and is a predicted model, not a curated record.